GAUCUGUGCUGAUCCGCCAGAUGUGUUGAAGCAUGAAGCUAGUAGUUAAUUUUAAUUCUAAUAGCUUUUUGUUACUACUAGUAAGGCACUUGUUACUACUAGCGUGGCAUGCUUGUGAGACUUGAUGAACUAUGAAAACACAUCAUGUCGAGCCACGGGACCACGCACAAUAUGUUUUGAACCGUGGGAGCCAUCAGGACAUCAUCAGGACUGCCGAUCUAAAAGUACAUGCAUGGAAGGCUCAAGCCUCUUCGGUUCCUGUGUAGAUUCCUCCCAACGUCUACCAUCAACCAGGAUGGGAAACCAGCACGGAACGGUGCGAUGCGAGGGGCCUUCGGCCAAGACUCACCCAACAGCCUUCCCGGAGUACACCAAGCAGGUGCCUCUCACCCCGAAGAUGGAUCAGGACCAAGGCUUCAAGAAGUAUGACGGACCCGCAGGGCCAUUCGCGGCCGAGUUUGACCUGGCAAACCAGCUCAACAUCUUCCCGCUGACCGAAGAACAAUACAAAGAGCACUUCGCAAGUGCAAAGCCCAUCCAUGUGCCUGAGAAGCCUCAGUACUCCUCCAACUGGGAGCGUGCCGUGGCCUACCACCAUGGACUGUACAUGCCAGAGAAGUGUACCACGCCAAAGUCUGCUGACGACAUCCGCCUUGCCGUUGCGGACUUUUCUGCGAAGGUGCAUCAGGAUGCUCCAAAGGAUGCUUGCAAGUAUUUGCAGAUUGAGGAGUUCCGUUGUUUGAACGCCCACCAAUUCCACAACCAGCCGGAAGUCGCAGCCAAGAAAUGCAUGAAGUGGUGGGAUGAGAUUCAGAAAUGCCAGUGGGAUCAAGCCAAGUUCAAUGCCGGAACCACCUACAUUGAAGGUCCACAGAUGCGACGUCGCCGUCCUUAUAUUUUCUACCCAGAUUUCAAGUACGCCUGAGUGAUUUGGUGCACCAUGAGCAGGGUCGACACUACACGGUUUGAUCGGAC
Messenger RNA from Durusdinium trenchii, 975 nucleotides. NCBI's taxonomy places the organism in Eukaryota, Dinophyceae, Suessiales, Symbiodiniaceae. The record is from the annotation of a GenBank genome assembly.